ACAAUUUUAAAAAGUAAUGUUAGAAAUUUCAUUUGUUGCAAGUGUAACAAAUGUGGGCAUAUAAAUAUAGAAAGAGCUUGAAGAAGAUAUAGCGCCUCUUUGUAGCCUUUUUGUGCAGCUUAUAAACGUAAAAAACAGAUAGUGAUGUAAAAUGCCCUAGAAAAGGAAAAAGAAUGGAAGAAGAAGAUAUAGUAUUAACACAAGAAGAACUUGACAAUGUUGAGGCAGAGAUUCGACGUGUGCAAGACCAAAUAGAGGAACUGCUGGAACAGCAAGAGAAGUUAAACGAAAGGAAAUCAGUACUCAAAGCUAUACUCCAGACUAGUAGUAGUACAAGAACAGGCCAUUUCAAUGGAGGAGCAUCGGAUAUUGAGUGGUCAGGGCCAUUUCAAUGGGACGCCCAAGCUGAUCAUCACAAGUUUCAUGUGUUCGGCAUUUCCACUUAUCGCCCUAAUCAACGCCAAAUUAUCAAUGCUGUGAUGAGCGGAAGAGAUGUGCUUGUAAUAAUGGCUGCCGGUGGAGGAAAGAGUCUUUGUUAUCAGCUUCCAGCUCUUCUGCGCGACGGCCUUUCCCUUGUUAUUAGUCCUUUGAUUUCUUUAAUUCAAGAUCAGGUUAUGGGUUUGAAAGCUUUAGGCAUUGCUGCUCACAAGCUUACUUCAACCACUUCCAAAGAAGAUGAGAAGUUCAUAUACAAGUCUCUCGAAAAGGGUGAACCUCCUCUUAAAUUAUUGUAUGUUACCCCUGAAAAGGUUUCGAAGAGCAAACGCUUCAUGUCAAAACUUGAAAAGUGCCACCGUGGAGGUCGUCUCUCUUUAAUUGCAAUUGAUGAGGCUCAUUGCUGCAGUCAGUGGGGUCAUGACUUUCGCCCCGACUACAAGAACCUUGGUAUUCUCAAGAUUCAGUUUCCUAAUGUUCCUGUGCUGGCUUUGACUGCAACUGCUACUCAGAAGGUUCAAUAUGAUCUGAUGGAGAUGCUGCAUAUUCCAAAAUGCGUUAAAUUUCUAAGCACAGUCAACAGGCCAAAUCUGUUUUAUAUGGUAAGAGAAAAGUCGUCAGUUGGUAAGAUUGCCAUUGAUGAAAUUGCUGAAUACAUUCGAGAAUCUUAUCCAAAUAAUGAUUCCGGGAUAGUCUAUUGCUUCUCCAGAAAGGAAUGUGAACAGGUUGCCGCAGAGUUGCGUGAGAGGGGAAUUUCAGCUGAUUAUUACCAUGCAGAUAUGGAUGUCAAUGCUCGUGAGAAGGUUCAUAUGAGGUGGAGCCAAAAUAAAUUACAGGUCAUUGUUGGUACGGUGGCAUUUGGCAUGGGAAUCAACAAACCUGAUGUCAGGUUUGUCAUCCAUCACAGUCUGAGUAAAUCGAUGGAAACAUAUUACCAGGAAAGUGGUCGUGCUGGACGAGAUGGAGCUCCUUCUGAAUGUUUACUCUUUUUUAGGCCUGGUGAUGCACCUAGGCAGAGUUCAAUGGUCUUCUAUGAGAAUUCUGGUUUGCAGAAUCUUUAUGAUAUAGUACGAUAUUGCCAGUCUAAAAGACAAUGCCGUCGAAGUGCCAUUUUUCGGCACUUUUCUGAGCCAUUACAAGAUUGUAAUGGGAUGUGUGAUAACUGUGCAUUCUCAAAUGAGGUUAUGGAAAUCGACGUGACAGAACAUGCAAAACUUAUGGUAUCAUUGCUGCAAGAUGUGCACGAGAAUGAUCAGAGAUUGACAAUGUUGCAACUGGUGGACAAAAUGAAAAAUAAGCGCAAUGGAUUAGGUGCUGACCUUAAAAGAGAGGAGAUAGAGCAGCUUGUGGUCCAGCUUAUUCUAGAUAAUAUUUUGAAAGAAGAAUUUCAGCAUACAGCUUAUGCUACCAAUGCUUAUUUGAAAACAGGACUAUUGGCCAAGCAGGUACUGCAAGGAAAGAAGAGUGUAAAGCUUGAAAUUUUCACUAAACAGAGCAAGGAUGGUAAGAUGAACAAAGCAAAACGAAGUCUCACAUCAUCAGGACUGGAGUUGAGACUUGAUAAGUUGCGUAAAGAACUCUCCUCUGGUCAUGACAGAAUACUUCCCCAUUCUGUCUUGUCUAGACAACAAAUUAGCAUGAUCAGUGAAUUGAAACCAAGUUCAAGUGAAGAGUUGGAAAAGAUAGUUGGGAAGCUGAAGACAGAAAGGUAUGGAAGUAGAAUUCUUCAAGAAAUCAACAAUGAUGAUGAAGGCAGCAAGAGAAUGAAGAUCAACCAGGAUCUUGUCCUCAUCGACGACGACGACCAAUAAAUAUGAGAUUUUGUUUUUUUAAUUGAUUCAUCAUGGGCUAGUAAUCUCAACCGUAUUUUGUAGUUUUGCCAUCCCUAACAAGUUGGUGGUGUUUCUUUUCAUUUUAAUUAUUUCCGGUUUUUACUCGUGGAAAUUUAUGAAAUCUUUUGACCGUUCU
Mercurialis annua (annual mercury) is the source of this 2403-nucleotide messenger RNA. RefSeq names its product ATP-dependent DNA helicase Q-like 2. The coding region runs from base 174 to 2246 and encodes 690 amino acids. Gene Ontology annotation, cellular component: cytoplasm; mediator complex; chromosome. Gene Ontology annotation, molecular function: four-way junction helicase activity; 3'-5' DNA helicase activity; ATP binding. The transcript is spliced from 20 exons. The record is from RefSeq and is a predicted model, not a curated record. NCBI's taxonomy places the organism in Eukaryota, Viridiplantae, Streptophyta, Magnoliopsida, Malpighiales, Euphorbiaceae. Gene Ontology annotation, biological process: DNA replication; double-strand break repair via homologous recombination.